Cydia fagiglandana is the source of this 2271-nucleotide messenger RNA. It is a transcript of the gene stv, whose product is annotated as BAG domain-containing protein Samui-like. The record is from RefSeq and is a predicted model, not a curated record. Bases 133 to 2025 code for a protein of 630 amino acids. Gene Ontology annotation, molecular function: adenyl-nucleotide exchange factor activity; protein-folding chaperone binding. The transcript is spliced from 3 exons. Gene Ontology annotation, cellular component: membrane; cytosol; cytoplasm. Lineage: Eukaryota; Metazoa; Arthropoda; Insecta; Lepidoptera; Tortricidae. Gene Ontology annotation, biological process: protein stabilization.
CCGUCGACUCAGUAUACAUUGAGAAACGAGAGCGUACGUUACCAAGCUAACCUUUAUAUCAGUAUUCGCGUGCCACACGCAACCAAGUGAAGUGUUUAUCUGUGAUACAUUCCAGUGUUUAGGAUUAAGGAAAUGGAAUCACCCGUUGUGUUAGAGAAGCCCCCGGAAUACCACGGGAGUAAGGAUGAGCGCGGUUUCCCGUUUGAUGAAGACGAGUCCGGCGCGUGGAGCUCGCUCGCGGCGCGGCACCCCGACAUAGCGGCGCGGCUGCGGCAGCGGCCCGCCACCUGGGCGCGCAAGCGCAGGCCUUCCAGCCAGGACGCCACUGACGGUUUCGGCGACGCGUUCGGCUUCGACAGAUUCCCCUUCGACGACAUCCCGCCAGAGUUCCGCGACUCGUUCCCCUCGCACUGGGGCCGCCGGUUUGAGGAACCCCAGGCGCACCAGGCCCAUCAGGCACACCAGGCACACCAGCCCCACCAGGCACCCCAGGCCCACCAGCCCCACCAGGCCCAACAGCCCCACACACAGCAGCAGCCGGCCCAGGCGCCGCCCGCCCCGGCCUCCCCGCAGCCCCAGCAGACCUCCGCCGCCACACAGACUGAAGCCGCACCCUCCCCACAUCUCCCACAGUACGGAUUAAGGAACACGGUAGAUCUAGGCCAGAAGAGCGCCGCCGACCCGUCGGUCGAUGCGGACGACCGCGCCCAGCGCUCCAUGUCCGCGCCCCCCGACGCGCGCCCGCCGCCCAGCAUGAGCGCCAACGAGCAGCCCGAGCCGCAGCCGCAGCCGCAGCCGCAUCCGCAACAGCAGCAGCAGCAGCAGGCCGGCAACGUGCGCCACAUCCCCAUCUUCGUGGAGGGCCGCGACGAGCCCGUCAUCAACAAGAACGUCGACCAUGGCGCGCACUUCGGCGAGACCAAGCCGCAGCCACACUACGCGCCGCCGCCGCACGUCGACCGCGACCAGUACUUCGCCGACGACAGCCCCGCCUUCCACCACCCGCCCAACUUCUCGCGCGCCUUCGGCACGCCCUUCAACAAGGGCUUCCGCCAGGGCCCGCAGCCCUUUACGCAGCAGAAGGCCUACCCGCAGAACGCGUACCGCGGCGCCUCCCCGCAGCGCUCGCAGUCGCCCAAGCGGCCGACGCAGGAGGAGCAGUUUGCGAAGUCGCACCAUCCGCAGCAGCAGGCUCCGCCGCCGCAACAGCACCAGCAGCACCCGCAACAGCACCACCCGCACCCGCAGCAACAACAACAGCAGCACCCGCAACAGCAGCAACCGCCGCCGCACGCGCCCUCCCCUCCGCCCAAGCAACAAACCACCCCGAAUGACCCCAUCACAGUCAUCCUCGCCAUCCAGACCGACGUCCUCAACCUGAUGUCCGAAGUCGAAAACUUCACCGGCGCCAAAAAUGACAAGCAGUACCUUUACCUCGACGAGAUGCUGACGAGGAACCUCAUCAAACUAGACAAUAUCGAAACGGACGGAAAGGAGAACAUCCGGCUGGCGAGAAAGGAGGCGAUCAAGUGUAUACAGAAAUGUAUAGCGGUGCUAGAGGCGAAGGCAGAGAGUAAUUCGAACGCCGCGGCAGCGGCGGCGGCGGCGCCCGCUCCGGCGCAGGAUGUGGACAUGCAGGCCGCGGCCGGCGACCAGACCAACGGAGAGGUCGAAAUGAAAGAAGACACCAAAGAGGAGGCGAAGGCUGACACGCAGGAGACCAAGGAGGAGCAGAAACCCCAGGAGCCACAGGCGGAGGAAGCUAAACCGGAGGAAACUAAAGAGGUCCCGCCUCCCGACACGCGACCCCAGGAGAACCGAGCCGUCCUAGUAGAGAAGAAAGAGCAGGACGUCGAGAAAAAGACUCCCAAGAAAAAAGUAGUCAAGAAGCGUGACAAGAGCAAAGACAAUACGACUAAAGAAAAGGAAGAAAAAAAGGAUGAAAAAUUAGAAUCUAUGCAAGUCGACGAGAAAGGUGACCAAGACUCUCAGAAGAUGGAAGUAGACGCGGCAGCUAGUCAAUGAAUUGCCUUAGUGAAUUGUUUCAUGUAGAUGCGAGUACGCCGCGGCGUUCAGCCUUCCUCGUGAUAUUCUCGUGCAUAAUAACAAGGUGUUGACGUGUUUAUGUUUGUACAUUAAGUUUCUAAUACGAAAGGACGGCGUCCUUAUGCGUAGGAUUUGAAGCGCUAAUUAAAUCCUUAUAUAUUUAAUUAAUUUAUUGUUUAUCACUAUCUGAUAACACAAUUUUCUCAAUAAAUGAUGAUUUCACAA